Molecule: messenger RNA, 5755 nt
Organism: Rhinopithecus roxellana (golden snub-nosed monkey)
Lineage: Eukaryota; Metazoa; Chordata; Mammalia; Primates; Cercopithecidae
Gene: CLIC5
Product: chloride intracellular channel 5
Exons: 6
Coding region: 708-1463 (251 amino acids)
Source: RefSeq, a predicted model, not a curated record
UGGUGGGGGUUCUGAGCAUCGCUAAGACAGGAAGGGCUUUCCAAGUGGGUAACGCUGGUAGUGGAGUAACUCGAAGAAGCUGACGCUUUAUUAAAGAAACAGAAGACUUGAGAGCCGUCUCCUCUCUUCCUUCCCCUUCCCUUUUCCCCUUCCUCUUCCCCUUCCCCUUCUCCGCGACUCUCUCUGCCUCCCCCUCUUUAUCAGCCCCCAGGACAUGUGGCUUUGCCAGGGCCAGCUCUGUCCCCGCCUCCUGCCCUGCGGGGUCUUGGGGCGGGGGCCGUGGCCCGGCCCAGGCCGGAGCUCCCGGGGUGUCCCCGCCGCGUCCCCGCCCGGCUGACCCCGCCCUGCAGCCGUCGGCUAUUUUGGGCGCGUUGGCGGCGGCCGGAUCGCUGACAGUCGCGGAUCCUGUGACACCUCCGGGCAGCCCGGCACUUGUUGCUCCCAGGACCUGUUGUCAUCCCCUUAACCCGGCUUUCACCGUGGCCCCCUGCCUCCUCCCGGCUUCUCUCCUUUUCUUGUAAGCACCUGGGACACUGAUCUCUCAGACCCCGCUGCCAGGGCUGGAGAAAUAGAUGGUUUUAUGAAAAAUUAAACACCGCCCUGAAGAAGGGCCCCGCUGGGCAGCGGCAGGAGCGCAGAGUGCUGGCCCGGGCGCUGCAGAGGUGGCGCCUCCCCGGCCCGGGACGGUGGCCCCGGGCGCCAACAGCAUGACAGACUCGGCGACAGCUAACGGGGACGACAGGGACCCCGAGAUCGAGCUCUUCGUGAAGGCUGGAAUCGAUGGGGAAAGCAUUGGCAACUGUCCAUUCUCUCAGCGCCUCUUCAUGAUCCUCUGGCUGAAAGGAGUCGUGUUCAAUGUCACCACUGUGGAUCUGAAAAGAAAGCCAGCCGACCUGCACAACCUAGCCCCUGGCACGCACCCGCCCUUCCUGACCUUCAACGGGGAAGUGAAGACAGAUGUCAAUAAGAUUGAGGAGUUCCUGGAGGAGACCUUGACCCCUGAAAAGUACCCCAAACUGGCUGCAAAACACCGGGAAUCCAACACAGCGGGCAUUGACAUCUUUUCCAAGUUCUCUGCCUACAUCAAAAACACCAAGCAGCAGAACAAUGCCGCCCUUGAGAGAGGCCUAACCAAGGCUCUAAAGAAAUUGGAUGACUACCUGAACACCCCUCUACCGGAGGAGAUUGACGCCAACACUUGUGGGGAAGACAAGGGGUCCCGGCGCAAGUUCCUGGAUGGGGAUGAGCUGACCCUGGCUGACUGCAAUCUGUUGCCCAAGCUCCAUGUGGUCAAGAUUGUGGCCAAGAAAUACCGCAACUAUGAUAUCCCAGCUGAGAUGACAGGCCUGUGGCGGUACCUCAAGAAUGCCUAUGCCCGUGAUGAGUUCACUAACACCUGUGCAGCUGACAGUGAGAUCGAGUUGGCCUAUGCUGAUGUCGCCAAACGCCUCAGCCGAUCCUGAGCACAGCCAUUUUGCCCCAUCCCCACCGCAGAAGGACACCGCAGAACCACUCCCCUAAGACUCCAGCUUCAUAGACUCCUCUUUCUCACUGCCUUGAGGCACACUUUUUGUAAUCAAGCCUCAUCCUUGCUGGUAUUAUGGGAACUCCAGCUUGCUCUCUUUCAUGAAAGUCAGCACCAUCCCUGGCCUCCUCACAUAGGAAUCUAGCAGAAAUGAUAGACACAGUCCACCUCUUGGCCUGCCAGCCUGAUCUGGGCUCAGCAUGUUUGGGGUCAGUCAGUGUUGGAGAGCCCACAUAUGGGAUUGCUACUGGCUUCUUCUGCCAAUAUCAAAAUACGUUCUCAGAUGCUUUAGAAACGUGCAACACCAGCUCCUUUUCCACCCUCCUCUCCGUCCAUACCUACAAGGCCAAGGACAAAUGCCAACUUCAUCCUUCUUAGAAAGAGAUCUAUUACCCACAGAGAGAGUGAAUGGAGGAGGACCGAGCUGGCUGUGGACUUGGGUGUCUGGUAGACACAGCUUCAGUCUUACUACUUCUGACACCGGUUAUUGGGCACUAAAGGCCAGACUGGAAAGUCACUUGAGACACAGUCUCAGUUUGUUGCAGUGCCAGAAAUGCUGUGCUGCUGCUGCUGCGCACCUGGCCCAUGCAGUCCCUGGCUUCCAUGCUGUCCAGGUCCUGCCAGAAAAGGAAAUUGGCAUGCAAUUCUAAACUGCAGUGACUGGGAUGGGAGGGGAGGGGAGCAGUGUUGAUGCCAAAAGGCCCACAGGGUCUACCAGCCAUGGGGUUUGCUUGCUUAGGAGUAGUUGUUUCAGUGGUGAUUACAGGCCUGGGUUUGACUAUGCUUACCAGUGAGUGGUUUUUGAGCUAUGAGAAAGUGGAUGGGAGUGGGAGGAGGAGGGAUGGGUGAAGACAAAAGAGUUCUUUAUGACUCUUGAUGUUCCCUGGUAAACUUUUAAAAAGGCCUUCUCUCAUGAUCUAAGUCUUGGACUGGUGGCGUCAUGUAACUGCUAACCGUACAGUAAAAACCCAAGAACGGGCCAAAAACGUCUUCCCGGUUUCUCCAAGCUGCUUCUGGAAUGCAGGUCUGUUGGCUGGGUGCUCUCCAGCAGUUGCUCCUGCCUGAUUCGGCUGUAGCCUAUAAUGGAUAAGAGCCACAUUUAGGAGGUGGUCUGAUCAUGGAACACCUUAGGAAGAAAGUCCAUGAGCCUUUCUGACUAGAAAACCAUGUGGUUUGAACUUGAAGAAAAAUAUAGACCCAUCUGGGUUAAUUUUCCUACAAUUAGACUUAACUGCCAGAUUAAAAAAAAGAAAAAAAUUUUAAGCUAAUAUUUCACUCUUUUGUCAUUCUCCUUGAGUUUCAUCUCCUAAAAAGCUUACCCAGCCCGAGCUUGGGGACCUGCGCAGAGGAAACUAAGAAAAAUGCUCUCAUCAACUCCCUCUCCCAGUGAAUGCCCAGUGAGAAAAUCCAUUUGCCACAGGCCCUUACCUUCAACAAUCCCCCUUCUAUGGUGUUCGCUGGGAAAGGGUGAGGCUCCCAAGUGCCGGAAAGCCCCUGGACUUGGCUCAUUUCUCAGCAAGGGCAGGACAGCACGGGUCCUUUCCAUAGAAACAUCAACAAAUUCUAACCCAAGCAAUCCCUGGACCUACCUGCCUCCAGGGAUCUCUGAAGAAAAAAGGUGACCCAUUGAUCAAAUCAGAGGAGAGGAAGCAGGAGGCCUCCUAGAGCCCACUGAGGAAGAGGAACUUUCUCAGUAGGACACUUUAUAAGCCUGAGAAAGCUUUGAAAAGACAGAAUGAGUUGAUUCAUUUCCACCUCUAAAGGAACCUUUCCAGGUCCCCCUGGAAACUGUGCCCUGGAGAUGUUUAACAAGGAGAACUGGUGAGGAAACAGUCCUUUUUUACUGUAGGGAAAAGCCCCAAACUAGCCUCCUGGGGAAUGAGGGCUGGAAUGAUCCCGAAGGCCUUUUAAUUAGUGUGAAAUCCUGCUGUACUCAGAAAUCCUUCCCCGAAUUUACAGCACAGGCAAGAUGACCUAAGAGGCAGUUUACUUCCCUGAGACCCACAGUUGGGCUGUUCUGGAAACACAUCUGUGAAUCAUAGCCAAUUGCCACAGAGAAAACAGAACCAAGCAUCCGGUGAGGCGACUCCACCCCAGAGAAGGCUGCAGAAUUCCAAGGACUCGGAUUGGAUGUUCAGAAUUCAGCAACUGGCAAGUCCUUAAGAACAAACAGGCCAAACCAAAUCAAUAUUGCUGUUUCUAGAUGUCCCUUCUUGUGGUUGAGUUAGUUUUACAGAGAUAAAUAUAUUAAGGCAAGGAGGUGGGGAUGUUAUAUGAUCAAUUAUAGCCAUUUAAAAGAGAGGGAGGAGUUACAGAAGGAAGGCACUUCUGGGUCCUUAAUUCAGAAAUAUCUUCAUAUUUCACCACUGGUUUGUCAUAUAACAAAAGUGAUUGUGGACUAAGAGUUAUGGUGUCUUAUGACUAGAUUUAUUAUGGUAUAUUAAAGUAACAAUACUACACAGCACUUUUGGGGGUGGGGGAAGCAGGGUAGUGGGAGACGAAGAGAGAAGCAAGAGUUAAACUCAGAAUAACUGAGUUGAAUUCACCGUCUAUUCAGCACUGCCUGCUUCUGAGGUUGGCCCAGAGAGAAGGUAUUGAGUAAGAGCUUAACAACUAUAAAAAGUAAGCUGGAUAAGUAAAAUCAUGAUGGAUCCAGAGCACAGCUUCUUCAGCUCCUGAUAAAGAAAGUCAAAUGCUUGAUAAAUUCAGUCACAAAUGUGAGCAUGGCUAUAUUCUUUUAAACAAGAGGUAGAGUGACCUAGCACUAAGCAAAUGAGCUGAAAUGCCGGAAAUACAGUCCAUCAGCUUAUUGGCCACAUGAUCCCAAACUAGUUUUAGCUUGGGAAAUGGGCCUGUCCUCAGCGUCACCUUCUUGUGCUGGUGGGGCCAGCGAAGUCUUGAUCUUAUCAGAAAAAGGCCACACCAAGAGUGAGGUUUCCCGGGCUGCCUUUUCAGGCCCUCGUCAAAUGAAACAACAGAAGCUCUUCACAGUUCUGUGCCCCAUGGCCACUCCACAGACAAUACCAAGCAUCUUGAAUUGUCAUAAGAUGGGUCAUGCCUGAAAUAGAUCUUGACCAUAUGAGAUUCCCAGAAAUCAGCAAGGCCUGGACAAAUAGAAUUAAGAGGGAGGCAGAGGCAAGAAUGUGCAGAUCGACCUUAUAAAGAGUUUAGCAUCACUGUGAGAGACUGUGUCUAAAAUUAAACUGAUCUAGAAGCAGCAGGUAGGUAUUUGGUAAGUACUUCUGUGACUUGUCUCAAUGCCCACUGGCCAGGGGUCAUCUCAACUGCACAGUGAAUCAAGAUGCUGGUGUCAUCCUCCUUGGAAAGAGGAAAUGUUAAUUCAUGGUUAAAACUAAGUACAAUGAUUCCCAAGGGAUCACUUUCUUAUUUUUUUAAAUGACAUUAAGGAGAAUCUUUAAAAAAGCAUCAGAGGAAGACGGGUGCAUGUGAAGCACCCUGAUUCUGAUGUUAUGAGAACUUAAGUGAACAGGACCCACUGCACACAGCCCCAUUGUCUUCUAUCCAUUUCUCUUUAUCAUUCAAAGCAAGCAACAUGUGCCCUCCUCGUGAACACACAUUCUUCUCCUUUGUCAGUAUGUGUCUCCCAGCUUAGUGUCAGGAUACUUUUGAUUCAUAAUUAUGUAUGAUCCAAUGAGUACAUAAUUUCAUUUAAUGUUAUUUAAAGAAAUAGAUCCAAUUCCUCUCUUGCAACCAAAAAUAAAUAAAAUACAUUGCCUCAAUAUAAGGUUUGGGUUAUUCUGUGUUUCUAUAGAGGCAAUCUGUUUUUGGUAAAAUGUACUUUUAAGGAUCCAGUCAUCUAAAGUAUUUUAUGUAGAGUUAGAGAUUUCACAAUAUUGACUAUACACAUAUUUAAAAUAUAAAAUAUCCAACUGAUGUUUGAAUUUGUCUUACUUUCCUGACCACCUCGUUGUUCCAUUUUAUAAGGUGGGGAAUUAACUAGCUUAACAAAAGUUGCUUAGCUUUUGUAAAACAGCAAGUGUUUCAUUUUACAAAGACACUCCAAAUGAUAGUUACUUGAUUUUCUCGAGACCUUUAACUGUGGUGAUGAAAUAACAGGACUUGCUUUCAAGCCUGAAUAAAUGUAAAAUGCCUUUUAAUGAAGAUACAGCUGAGUGUUUUCCUCAUGAAUCUGAACCAAUUACAAAUUUGUGUUCCAGUCUUGAUUGGUAUUGACUGAUUCAAAUAAAGUUGGUUUAUUUUCACAUAUUA